Molecule: messenger RNA, 1219 nt
Organism: Cotesia congregata
Lineage: Eukaryota; Metazoa; Arthropoda; Insecta; Hymenoptera; Braconidae
Source: the annotation of a GenBank genome assembly
AUGAAUAAUUUUCAAAAUUUCAGAUUUUCUGGUGUUUGGCCAGCUAAAAAUACCGCGCCAAUAAUACUCAAAAUACUAAAUCCCAUUUUUCGAGUGGGAAAUUUCACGUUAUUUUCGUUGCUAUUUAUAAGCGUGAUAGGAGACAUUGUUGAAAAUUACAAUGAUUUGACGAUUGUUACUAAUGAUAUGUGUUUCAUAUUUGGUACCGGUAUGUCGUUUUCAAAAUCUUGCUGUUAUUUUGUUCAGUAUGAUCAAAUAAUGAAUCUCAUUAAUGAGAUUUAUUCUCUACUUGAUGUGAUACAACAAUCAAAUGAUGCAGGGGUUCAAGAAUUACUAACUUCUACAGCCCGACAAGAAAAUACAACUCUAAAAUAUUUUUUUUCGGUUCUAUCACUGCUGGCUCUAUCAAGAAUCAUGGCCGGUCGUAAAACAGAAACCGGAUUACCUCUACGAGCAGCGUAUCCCUUUGACACUACCGAAUCCCCGAUUCACCAAAUCAUGUACUUCUAUCACUCAUACUGCAUAGAAUGCAGCGUGAUGACAAUAUUGGGAAUUGAUAUUUUGGGAGUUUCUUUUGUAAGAUGGUCAACAGUUCUGCUGAAAGUGUUAUCAUCAAACUACCAAAAAUGUGACAGCACUUUGUAUCGGAAGUCUUUAUUAACCAAUACAAAGUCUUUCAAUAAUCUAGGUGUGUCCAGUACAGAUGAACAUACGGGUACAAAAAUCAAAACUUUUAUAUCAUUUGAAGCAGAACGUACUAACAAAAAUGAUAACACUCUUGAUUGCUUUACCGAGAGGUUCAAAUUAUGCAUAAAGCAGCAUCAAAAACUCAUAGAAAUUACCAAUAACCUUUGCAGCACACUCAGUUAUUGUAUGCUGAUCCAAGUUGUUUCAAGUACAAGUAUGAUUUGCAUGAAUGGGAUUCAACUGAUUUUGCACAUGAAUGAAGGCUCAUAUAUUGUCAAAUUCAUAGCUGGCUUGGUAGUAGCGUUCACACAAUUAUUUGUUUGGUGUUGGUUCGGUAACGAAUUGAUUUUCACGGCCGAUUCAUUAACAGAGAGCCUAUGGUUGUGCGGAUGGGAAAAUGCACUUUCUAGCAAUAUUAAAAAUUCUUUGACUAUUUCAAUGGCCCAAACAUUGCGACCGAUUGAACUUAAUGCUAUUGGUCUUUUCCAAUUCACUAUGCCAACAUUCCUGGAAGUAAAUAAAAAAAUUUAUU